AUGCCCCCUACCUUGGCCUUGAAACCCAUAUCCUCCGACCGGUUCAGGCUGCUGACCGCAAACCUCAAUGAAAAGACCGGUCGGUUGUCUUUCAAGACCGAGGUGCACAGUCUCGCGGGCAAUCUCGUUCCCCCUUACGUGCCCAUCUCGUACACGUGGUUCGGACCACCGACCCCUGACGACACGACGGUCGAUUCUGCCGAUGGAGUGAUCCCACAAUCUUUCCCGGACCAGGUCAUCGUCGACGAUACUUCGGUGGACGUGACGAGAAACUUGGCGAACGCCUUGAGACGUGUCGUCCAGCGUGAAUGGCCGUUGCGAGCCAAACAGCUGGGCCUCAAGCGAAGGCUGAGACUGUGGUGCGACUAUCUGUGCAUCGACCAAACCAACUCGACGGAAAAGGGCGAGCAGGUCCAAAACAUGACCAAAAUAUUCGGGAGCGCUUCAAAAGUCGUGGCCUGGCUCGGCACACCCCCCGACGACGAAGAGGCCAGUUGUGCAAUGCAGCUUCUCUCACGCCUGACCGCAACCUACAAGGAGAACGUUGCGAGUGGCAAGGGUUGGGCAGCCGACAUCUACAAGAAACACCAUGAUAUCUGGCCCAGCCACAGCGAUUGGUCACUUAAGGCGUGGCGAGGACUCGAAGCACUCUUCAAGGCUCGCUACUGGAGCCGCGGGUGGAUGCUCCAAGAAAUCACGGCAGAGAACGGGACAACAUUCUUAUGGGGUGACCACCAUUUUGGAACCGAUGAGUUCAGCAUGGUCGUGACAAUGAUAACUGAACUUCAGAAUUUUCCUCAGUUCACGGACAUCAUACAGAUUGACAGGUUCUGUGUGGGCAACAUAUACCUCCUGAUGACGAGAAGAAAGGGCCCUGAUCAAGAAGAGUCUUUCGAAUUGCUCCGUUUGCUUUCACUGCUACGUUCUGCCGAAUGCACGGAUGCUCGGGACAAAGUAUAUGCGAUAUCUGGAUUGGCGAAGGAUGUCGAGAUCAUCCCCCGGUACGACAGGUACAACGAGAGCGGAGUUGACCUUUUCUUGAAUACCGCAGUUAGCAUCAUCGACGUCAUGCACGUCCAGGAGGCGCUGAGCUACGUCUUCGUUCCUUACACGGAACAGCAGCGCCGCAUCUGUCAGCCUCCGAUCCCCUCCUCCUGGGUACCGGACUGGCGGCUUCGCACUCACUGUCAGAAAUUUACCGGCGGUGAUUUCUACACGGCUGGUGGACCCCGCUGGUCUUGCAAAGCAAGCGUCGCAGGUGACGAACUGCAGAUAUUAGGCUUUCGUCUUGACACAGUCGCUUCGUUGUCCGUCACCUACGAGACGGAGGACCCGACCUACAGCGUCAUCCAACAAUGGCGUGAGAUCCUCCCUCGAAACGGUGUCUACAAAUUGACAGGGGAGGAAAUGGAGAGCGUCUUCGUGACAACAGUUGUGGCAGACUGCAUCCUGACGAACAGCGUCAGCUCCCGCGGUGCUCGUGCUGAUUUUGAGUUUUUGGAGAGAGCCAGAGAAACGAUGGACCCAGACAUGACGAGCCAACGAGCUAGGAUGCAGGCGGCCCUCGGAAUAUGUCUGGGUCGUCGCCUCUGUGUUACACGAGCAGGCAUGGUGGCCCUCGUUCCCGCUGCCACGGAAAUAGGUGACUCUGUUUGUGUUCUGCAAGGCUGUGGACGAUGCCACGUACUGAGACUGGAGCCCGACGGCGUGAAGGGGUCUUAUGUCGGAGAGACUUAUUGCCACGGCAUGAUGGACGGCAAGGGGACAGCGCAGGCGUAUGCGGAAAGCCGGAAGCCUGUAAGUUUUCGCCUUAGCUGA
Exophiala spinifera is the source of this 1818-nucleotide messenger RNA. RefSeq lists its product as uncharacterized. The record is from RefSeq and is a predicted model, not a curated record. NCBI's taxonomy places the organism in Eukaryota, Fungi, Ascomycota, Eurotiomycetes, Chaetothyriales, Herpotrichiellaceae. The transcript has a single exon. Bases 1 to 1818 code for a protein of 605 amino acids.